Messenger RNA from Jaculus jaculus (lesser Egyptian jerboa), 2910 nucleotides. It is a transcript of the gene Unk, whose product is annotated as unk zinc finger. Gene Ontology annotation, molecular function: metal ion binding; mRNA CDS binding. The record is from RefSeq and is a predicted model, not a curated record. Lineage: Eukaryota; Metazoa; Chordata; Mammalia; Rodentia; Dipodidae. Gene Ontology annotation, biological process: cell morphogenesis involved in neuron differentiation. The transcript is spliced from 16 exons. The coding region runs from base 46 to 2478 and encodes 810 amino acids.
CUGAAUAAUAAAAGGGGAGCGGCGAAGAGGCAGGAAGACAGGACCAUGUCGAAGGGCCCCGGGCCCGGCGGCUCCGCAGCUUCUUCGGCGCCCCCGGCCGCUACCGCUCAGGUGCUGCAGGCACAGCCCGAGAAACCGCAGCACUACACGUACCUGAAGGAGUUCCGCACAGAGCAGUGCCCACUCUUCGUGCAGCACAAAUGCACACAGCAUCGGCCCUAUACCUGUUUCCACUGGCACUUUGUGAACCAGCGGCGGCGGCGUUCCAUCCGUCGUCGGGACGGCACCUUCAACUACAGUCCUGACGUCUACUGCACCAAGUACGACGAGGCUACAGGCCUGUGUCCAGAGGGCGAUGAGUGCCCAUUCCUGCACAGGACCACAGGGGACACUGAGCGCAGGUAUCACCUUCGUUACUACAAAACUGGAAUCUGCAUCCACGAGACUGACUCGAAAGGCAACUGCACCAAAAACGGCCUGCACUGUGCUUUUGCCCACGGGCCUCAUGACCUCCGCUCCCCUGUUUACGACAUCAGGGAGCUCCAGGCCAUGGAGGCCUUGCAAAAUGGCCAGACCACAGUAGAGGGCAGCAUCGAAGGCCAGUCAGCUGGGGCUGCGAGCCAUGCCAUGAUAGAAAAAAUCCUAAGUGAGGAACCUCGGUGGCAAGAGACCGCUUAUGUGCUGGGCAACUAUAAGACGGAGCCGUGCAAGAAGCCCCCGCGGCUGUGCCGCCAGGGCUAUGCCUGUCCCUACUACCACAACAGCAAGGACCGGCGGCGGAGCCCCCGGAAGCACAAAUACAGGUCAUCUCCCUGUCCAAACGUCAAACAUGGGGAUGAAUGGGGAGAUCCAGGCAAGUGUGAGAAUGGAGACGCCUGCCAGUAUUGCCACACCCGCACAGAGCAGCAGUUCCACCCAGAGAUCUACAAAUCCACCAAAUGCAACGACAUGCAGCAGUCGGGCAGCUGUCCACGAGGACCUUUCUGCGCCUUUGCCCACAUAGAACAGCCAUCUUUGAGUGACGAUGUGCAGCCUUCUUCAGCUGUGCCCAGCCCCACCCAGCCAGGCCCUGUCUUACACACGCCAUCUGCUGCCGGAGACUCAGUGCCUGUGAGCCCCUGCAGCCCGCAUGCCCCUGACCUCAGCGCUCUCCUCUGUAGAAACAGCAGCCUGGGAAGCCCAUCACACCUCUGUGGCUCCCCACCAGGCCCUGGAAGGAAGGCCUCAAACCUGGAGGGCCUUGUCUUCCCUGGGGAGUCCAGCCUUGCCCCUGGCAGCUAUAAGAAAGCUCCUGGUUUUGAGAGGGAAGACCAGGUGGGAGCUGAGUACCUGAAAAAUUUCAAGUGCCAGGCUAAACUAAAGUCCCACUCACUAGAGCCCAGGAGUCAAGAGCAGCCUUUACUUCAACCCAAACAGGACAUGCUGGGCAUCCUCCCUGUAGGCAGUCCCCUGACCUCAAGCAUCUCUUCUAGCAUCACCUCCAGCCUGGCAGCCACCCCUCCCAGCCCUGCAGGCACCAGCAGCGCCCCUGGCAUGAAUGCAAACGCCCUGCCCUUCUACCCCACCAGCGACACGGUAGAGUCGGUCAUAGAGUCUGCCUUGGAUGACCUGGACCUGAAUGAAUUUGGGGUGGCUGCCCUGGAGAAGACUUUUGAUAACAGCACAGUGCCCCACCCCAGCAGCAUCACAAUCGGUGGUAGUUUACUGCAGAGCUCUGCACCUGUGAACAUCCCAGGCUCCUUGGGCAGCUCGGCCUCCUUCCACUCCACCUCUCCAUCACCUCCUGUCAGCCUUUCCUCACAUUUCCUGCAACAGCCCCAAGGCCACCUGAGCCAGUCAGAAAAUACAUUUUUGGGGACCUCAGCAUCACAUGGAUCUUUGGGUCUGAACGGGAUGAACAGCAGCAUCUGGGAGCAUUUUGCCUCUGGAAGCUUCUCCCCAGGCACUUCCCCUGCCUUCCUAUCAGGGCCAGGGGCUGCCGAGCUGGCCCGGCUUCGCCAAGAGCUAGAUGAAGCCAACGGCACCAUCAAGCAGUGGGAGGAGUCCUGGAAGCAGGCCAAGCAGGCUUGUGAUGCCUGGAAGAAGGAGGCAGAGGAGGCUGGUGAGCGGGCCAGUGCAGCAGGCGCCGAGUGUGAGCUGGCCCGGGAGCAGCGGGACGCGCUGGAGGCCCAGGUGAAGAAGCUGCAGGAGGAAGUGGAACGGCUGCACACACGGCCUGACCCCCACACCUUGCCGGCUGCCCCCGACCUGGAGGCACUCUCACUUUCUACCCUUUACUCCCUUCAGAAGCAGCUACGAGCCCACCUGGAGCAAGUGGACCAGGCCGUGUUCCACAUGCAGUCGGUGAAAUGCCUUAAGUGUCAGGAGCAGACCAGGGCGGUACUACCAUGCCAACAUGCCGUGCUGUGCGAGCUCUGUGCUGAGGGCAGUGAGUGCCCUGUCUGCCAGCCCAGCCUGGCUCAUGCCCUCCAGUCAUGACGCUGCAGGCCUGGCCUGGCUGGGCCCAGAUCUUCUUACCUAGGACUUUUUAAAGUAUUAUAUAUAUAUAUAUAUAUGUAUGUAUGUAUGUAUGUAUAUGUAUAUGUAUAUGAUUAUGUACAUGUAUACAUUUCUGUGUGUGUGCAGGUGUGCGUGGUGCCAGCGUAUGCACAGUGUCUGUGUGUAUAUCUGUAUAUAGAUAUAGACACACACUUUAAAACAGACUUACCAAGCACUUUUUAAAAGAAAAGACUUAUUUUGUGGUUCUCCCUGCCCGCUCCCUGCCUUUCCUGCUCAGAAACAAAGUCCCCUCUUUUCCCACUUGCCUUUUGGCAGAGAAUAUGUUUUUUGUCUCUUUUUUUUAAUGUAGGAACUAACUAUUUUUAACUUCUCCCUGGGGCCUGAGCAGGGAAGGGUGGGAGGCUGGGAGGG